Dicentrarchus labrax (European seabass) is the source of this 2095-nucleotide messenger RNA. Its product is annotated as DEP domain-containing protein 7-like. The transcript is spliced from 12 exons. NCBI's taxonomy places the organism in Eukaryota, Metazoa, Chordata, Actinopteri, Moronidae. Bases 98 to 1852 code for a protein of 584 amino acids. The record is from RefSeq and is a predicted model, not a curated record. Gene Ontology annotation, biological process: intracellular signal transduction.
UGAAGGCGCAUGGCCGCGGUGUGUCUCUCUGGUGUCUGCCCGCCUGUUGUCAACUACAGAAGCGCUUACUCAACCGCUUUCCCUUCCCUCGGUACACAUGGCCUCAAUAAAAGAAAGAGCCGCGGCGCUGAACCUUGCAGAAAAGUUGUGUGUGCGUCCUCAAGCACAUGGAGUGGCCAGUAAGCCAGUGCAGUCUUCAUCCAUGUGGAGUGGCCUCAUCUCCCACCUCAGGUCCUCUGUGAAAGUGAAGCGUAGACGGGUCCACCUCAAGUCUCACAGCGACUGCUUCCUGGGCUCAGAGGCUGUUGAUGUGGUGGCAGAACACAUAAAUCAUGUCAAAGGCUUUGAAGGUGCCAGCGUGUCACGGGACAAAGUGGUGUGUGUGUGCCAGGCUCUGUUGGACUGCAAUAUGUUUGAGGCAGUGGGAACCAACGUAUUUGGCAAACACAAGCAGCAGGAUGUGUUUCAGGACAGCAAGAGUGCUCUUUACAGGUUUGUAGGCGUGUGUACUCCUUCGAUCGAUGAGUUGGAAAGUGGUGCGCUUGUGAAUGGGAUCCAAAAACUCUUCUGCGGCACUCCUACACACAGCCAGGAAGAGCAGACAUGUCCCACUGGGUCACGUGUUCAGAUGUCCACCCCUGUCAGAUUUACUCAGACACCCAUAAAGGCCAACCAGCUGGACAUUGCUGCCCCUGCCAGCCUGUCAGUGGAGCCUCUGGUGGACAGUCUGUCUCUGAGUCCCAGCAGAGUGCAGUCUGACACUGUUUUACCACAAUCCUUGGUAGACGAGGUGUGGCAGGAGCAGACUCUGCUCAGGCUCUUAAACCUGGUGGAGCUCUCCCUGCUGGAAGGGGUGCUUCAGUGCAGCCAGACCCCAUCCUCUCCUCUUCCAUCAAACCUGCUGGCCCACAGUAACCCAGACCUGAUCUACAGCAGCAACCACCUGGACAGGCAGAUCCUCAAGGCCUUCAGGGACUCUCAGGAAGAUGAGUGGCUCUGUGCAGCUCUGGACUGUCUGGACUUCGUCCCUGAUCAGCCAGUGGUGGAGCUGAGCAGGGAGCUGCCUCAGUGUGCCCUGCGAGAUCAGGACAGCUGUGAGCAAGUGCCAGCUGCUAGCAGUACACAGGAUGGAGUCAACAACAGUGACGAGCAACCUCGUCUCUCCCAGAGUGGUUUGUCCCAGUGUAAGCUGCUGCUGUACGGGACCCUGGUGAAGCACUACAGCCACACAGACAGGCCUCCCCUGCUGCCCCAGCACAUGACCGACAUCUACACUGCCAUCACUGACCUGCUGGUGAAUGCUAAGUUGGGCACGGCUCUUGAGGCUCUGCAGCUGUGUCUGAAGCUGCUGCCUCCUGCCUGCAGAGACGAGCUGCGCAGGCUGCUGACAUUCAUGGCUGUGGCAGGUGACCCGCAGAGGAUAAGAUUGGACAAGGAGAUGGAGAACAGACUGGCUGUGAAGAAAUCUUUCUCUAGAGCAAUCCUCCACAACAAGGCUCUGUCAAAGGAGAAAGAGGACCUUAUGGUGGUCUUCAUCCUCAGCAACAUGAAGGAAAUUUUUAAGAUACCAGGGGCUCUGCACAAAGGAGUGAGUGACAAGCUGGCCAGCCUCAUACAGGGGAAGCAGCCCGAUGUGACUGGCUCCACGUUCUGUCAGCAGGUCUCCAGCAGGACUUACACUGACUCUACAAAGAAGACCACCAACCAGGAACUGUGGGUUCUGCUAAACAGCAUCCACCUGGACAACAAGAUCUCUGCCAAGGAGAGAAAGCGCUUACUCAGACAGUUCUACCAAGCCCACCCAGAGAUAUUUAACCAGUAUUUUGGUGAAUCUGCUGCUGGUAUGCUGUAGAUUUGUGAAGACAAUGACAUAGGCACAAAGCCUCUCUGUUGUCUUCUUCAGUCAGUUUCACCAGUAGCUACUUUUUGCCUUUUACAUGAAUUGGUUUAUUGUAGUAAGAUUUAUUUUAAGUCACUACAAUUUUUUGUGCCUGACAGUAAAUCUCAGUGGAGAUUUAAAGAUAUAUAUGGCAGAUACCUCCAGCAUAUGAUUACACUUUGUAAUUGAACAAAAUAAAUAAACAGUUGGUCUAUU